UGCUGCCAGUGUGAGUGGCUCGGUCAUACUCCGUGUAUGUCUGUAAUCAGAUCAGGUCGGGUUGAUCUGCGGAAACGCAGUAAAAACGUUUUUUCCCUGAGUGUAGAUUAAUUGCUUGCUCGCUUCUGUCUAGAAUGGUAUGCCUCGUGUUCUGAACAGUAAUAAUGGCUAUCGUAUGAAAUGUUUUUCACUCUCCACUUGUGCCCAUUGUUUAAGUCUGCCCGUGAAGCGAAACGUAAAUGACUGCUGCAAAUUGGUCGCAAUGGAUGAAUCAUAGAACGGCUUUCAGACUAUGUACGCAUAUAGCGGCUGUGCAUCAAGUCAUCAACUGGCAUAUGCAUGGCUGAAUUCACUGUGAAGUGGUGAACAAUCAUCGUGCCUAUCUGAAAAUAAGUAUACUUCUGCAAGAAAAUUUAUCGUUUAAAUGUUUGUACCGCCACACGGUAUACAGCGUUUCGUUCUUUGGCGGCACUGCCGAAUGUGUUGACAGAGGGAUGAAUCGUACGGGAUUUCUUGUAAUCAUACGAAGAUAGAGGAUAUCAAGAUUUCAUCGGGUUUUUGAUUUUAACCAAUAAUUUGACCAUUCCAUCGUAUUCCAUGGUUUAAAACUGGCGAGUCGUUUUCUUGGGAUCCCAGCAUCAUCCGUCAAUUGUCUGUGAUGACCAGUUUGAAAUUCAGUCGCGGUGGUGGAGCGCAGGAGGCCCCGUCGAAAGCGUUCCAUGUGGCUGUAAUUGGGACAUGUUCUAAUGAGCCUAUCGAAGAACAUAACCAUAAAGACCGUUCCAGCAAUGAGCUUUAUCGCUCACACGAUACCAUUCUAUCCGAAACUGGCUCAGGAAAAUCCUGCCUGUGUAAUCGUUUUAUUCGUCCUGCUGAAGAUGAUUAUCAGCCCACGGAACAUGUCAGUGUGCUGAGUGCGGCCGAUUUUUCUUCGCUUCCCAUUAGUAAUGACCACUUUCUGUACUGGGGUGACGCCAGGAGGACCUCGGAUGAUGGGCAUGACUGUGUGUUCACUGUGAUAGAGCAGACGGAAUUCAUCGAUGAUUCCACGUUCCAGCCUUUUCGCACCGGCAGAGGAGAGCGAGAUUAUAAACGGCGUGCGACCAAUCUUAAGCUGCAUUCACCUGGAAAAAUUCAGUAUUUUGGAAAAAGUCAGUUGGGUAUCGAGAACGAAUAUCCCAUGUUGCCGUUACCCGAUGGACGUUUCAACGUUGACGGGUUUAUUUGUUGCUUCGAUGUCAGUCUGGCAUCAAAAAAGCCUGUAAAUCGGCAAGUGGAGAAUGUUGUUCAUCUACUGAAUCAGAUUGUACGCCAGAAGAAAGCCGCCGUCCUCGCCGUGACAAAAACUGAUGACUGUGAUCCUCUACUCCUAAACGAGGCGAAUAAGCUUCUCCAUCGCAAAGAACUAAAAGGUUGUGUGCAUCUGGUGGAAACCUCAGCGUUGAAAAAUGUUAAUGUGGAUGCUGCCUUUAUGCUCUUGGCACAACUUAUCGACCGCAACUCUGGCCAUGCUCAGCUGAUACGUUAUCGUCUGCACAGCUACGAAGAUGCCGCAUCCAUGAGGAAAGAACGCAUGGAUACCGCAGCGAAAGCCUAUGAAGCUCUCGUUAAGUCCCAAGUUAAAGAGCGCCGCAUGACUUGGCUGGAAGCUCUGAGAAAAUUUGAAAACGAUCAAGAUUUCAAAUUUUAUUGCGAAUUGUGGGGUACCGACUCAGCCAAGCGUAUUUUCGACGGCUGCAUGCGCCAAUUACGUGAUCGCGAAGCCAAAAACCGGCUAAAUAUUUACAUUACACGGCUGGAGAGGAUUUUUCAUGAACUGCUGCCGUCAUUGUCCCUUGUCAGCAACGGAUGGCAGAGUUGUUUAGACUAUCUACAGUCGCUGCCGGUCUAUGAUUCCUAUUUUGUUGAUCUCGAUGGAGUUCGUGAAAAUGUUGCUUCCGGGGUUGUUGGAUUUCUUGAUGAUGAUAGAUUUUAUGAUAUGGAUGAUGCACGAGUGCCGUCGCGGAUACUCCGCACAACGGACGCUGAACGAUGUUUCAACGUGUAUGCCGACACUCUGAGACGGGAAGAGAGGCGGACGCGACUGCGCAGUCAGUUUAUGGCCUUAUUAAAUGAGACACCAUAUGCCUUACCUGGACGCCCCUUUCGCGAUACGCGCGUGUUUUUGACCAGUGAACCAGCGUUUACCGAGGAAAUCAGUGAAUUAAGUACACAAGAAAUGCAAGAAAUUUACGAGAGUCACCAGGAAAAAGUCAUUGAAGAUGCCAAGGAGAACUUUAUUGAGCUGUUAUUGGAGAAUAUCGCUUUGUUUGUCGGUAAACAAGAUAACCUUAAGCAGCGGAAGCGGAAUAAAAAAGAAUCAGAAAGCAAAGAAAGGGCGUCAAAAAUAGCCAAGCACGAAGAGGAUUUGAGUGAAAUCGAUCACGUCUUGCGCAGUGAUAAGCGGUAUCGGGCCAUGGAUUUAUUAGGAAUUAGAGGGAAGCUUAUGUCUUCCUUGAUGACCAGCUUAACUUCGCCGGCGUCGGAGACGUGUGAUGCACGAUAUGGUUGUUUUGAUAUUGCUGUGAGGACACAUCUUGCACGGCGUGUGAAAACGCCGGAAACCCUGCCGGCAUUUAUCCAGUUUCCCGUACUAAAACCGCACUCCACCGUCGUGAAAUUGCUGAUCCUUGGGAAAAACGAACUAGCCGACAGCUUUGCGAGCCUAAUACGGACUGCGUGCGGUGAUGGCGAACUACUCCUUGAUGGCUGCUUUUACUCUAUCGAUUUCCGAAUUAUCAAUGGUGAUUUGGGCGCCCUGCACAACGCUUUCCAGACGGCUGAUUUCCUCCCACAUGGGUGCCUUUGUGUGUAUGAUUCCAAAGAGACAUUCGAAUACAUAAGGGGCCACAUGGAGAAGGCUCUAGUGAAUGAACUGGGGCGGAAAGAUAAUGACCAGGAGAAUACCUACAUGAAUGGUUCAACCAGUAGCAUCAUGACACCCUGCAAUGGACUGUGCACGGUACUGGUUUUCCAACCCCAGGACAAUCUCAAGGAAACUGAAGUACAGCGGCUACGUGAGCGUGGUCAGGAUUUGGGGGCUAAACUGCAGUGCGCCUUUGUGGAAUUGGCACGGAACAGCAGUUGUGCACCCGUUCCGAUCAAUGCUGCGACUGCUCUCUUGAGUGGUGAACGGAAAGAAGAUGUGCUGAUGAGGCACUUGAAGAUUUUGAUUAGAGAUAUUCAAGUACGCUCCACUAUUGCUCGCAGCAUCAUGGAGGGAAUGCCUACUGUUGACCUCUUUGAUUGUGAUAUAAGAGUUCGCAUUUGUUUGCUGUGCGGGGACCAUUUAGGCGGAUUUGCUCACCAUAUUCUCAGUCCUUUAAUUUCCCACACGAUCUGUUACCGACAUUCCAAAAAUCCCCAGGGCUUUCAAAUUGAGACAUUUGUUUUUGAUGACUGUCGAUUGCGAAUCGAUGUUGACUGUAAAUCUUACCACGAAUCGUUACGCGCCGCUCAUCCGGGCAAUAUUGACGACGAUCCAUCACGAAAGUCCACUGAUGGUUAUGUAUUCGUUGUGGCUGUCAAACGGCGCGCAUCCUACUGCAUGAUGAGGUGUUUAAUGGACAUGCUUACCUUGCAAAACACGCUUCGACCUAGCAUGGUCAUUGCCACGCUGGACCAUGCCGAUAAUUACACACGGGACGAAGCCAAAGUCCUGGAUGAACUGAAAACCAUCUGUGAGGAACGUGACGUGAAUUUUGUGGUUACCACCAUUUCCGAUGGGUUGCCCAUCGGCACAUACAUGCCGCUCUUGCGCACCUGUUGGGAAGCCAAAGUAUCGGCGUCGUACGAUCGCGCGUCGACGGCCACCUUGAACAGCACGAUUCCCAGUUUGUCAGAUGAGGAGGCUGUACUGAUCAAGAGCCGGUCGCUGGAACGCGAGAAGCAGACGGCCAAGCCGAUCUCGGCGGUCUUUGCCAACCGUACGCCGCAGCAGCGCAGUAAUAUCGCCGCACUCAGCCUCGACGCACCAACCUUUACUACCUUUGGCUUUGAACGUGAGGCGGGACGGACAAGGGCCAAUAUGAUCACUUCAAAUGAUUUGUCAGCUCCAUUUUCAAGAUUAGCUACUGAUGACGCUCAAGCUGGGCGUUCGACUGGCAGCGUCGUAGACAUGCUGGCUUGUCCAAACGGUCAUUCGGGAGGUGAUCUAGCCGUAUCUGACAUGGCGACGGGACCUAAUCGGCUUUACUCCGCACACGAUGAUCUCCAGCGAUCGAGUCAACUUCGCGGUCAACGGCAAAAUGUAGCCACCGAUGCGCUACCCACUGGAAGUACUUAUGAUAUGACCCAAUCGGCCACAGAGACGUUAGUCUCUGAUACGGCGGCCAUUCCGGCCACCAGCUCGAAGGUGACGGAUGCUGUUACCCGGUGUUUCGUUACCCGGUCGUCGUCGGCACUGAGCGUAUCCAGUCCGAUCAUGGACGACGCCCGUCGAAUUCUGCAUCCACUGCGCAGAGGGUUUGCCGUCUGGCAAGCGAAAUCUAUUGAAGAAUCGCCGUAUGAACGGGAAAAAUCUCCCACUCAGCGUUUCGUUGGGCGAUUGGCAGCAGCCGGAAAAUAUGCGUCUUUCAUGGAUCAGCUGAACGCCAACAUUGCCCGUGGUAGCCAGCCGUCUCCGACGGCUCCGCUGGCCCUCCCGGAGUUGAUUGAAGAUCAUGAACAGGAUCCACCGAGUGAUGGCUGGGAAGAGGGAGCAGCCGCGUUACGCUCGCCGGGAAAUGAUCGACAGUUUUUGCUGGGGCUGAAGAAACGUGCUCGUGAUAUUAAACCGCCGGAGCGAACUCGACGAGUUGCUGGUCCGGUUGUGCUCCCUUCGCAACACCUUAGUAUUUCUCUGGAUGAUAGCGAAGCAGCUUAUCCUGAUCGCGCUUCGCUGCCGGAAUUAGCUGCUAACAAACUGCGAAAAGGCUUUGUCGGCGCUGUGUCGCCUCUUGACGAUAAUGUUUUCUUUGCGUCCAGUGAUGAAUCCAACUUAGCCACUACCGUGGACAACAGCCAUAACAUUAAAGAUGCGGUUAAGACGAAGCCCGCCAAACCAAAGCGCGAAAAGGAAAACAAGUCCGUCAAGAAAUCUAAAGAUAAGAAACAGAAAAAAGCAGAAGUUACAUUCGAAUCUCUGGCACCGUCCGCUGAUAAUCCAAUUCCACUUUUUAUUGAAAUGUGCAUUAAAUUCAUUGAAAACCGAGGUAUUGACACCGAAGGAAUUUACCGCGUGUCCGGCAGUCGUGUUCAUGCGGACCAGUUAUUACACAAGUUUUUGUCCCAUCCUGCCUCCGUCGAUUUAUAUGCCAUGGAUAUCCCCAUCUAUAAUGUCACCACAGCACUCAAGACCUAUCUGGUCGAACAGACGCCGCCUGUGAUACCACAGUCGUUUAUUGAUGAGCUGCGCGAUGCAAAUUUUAUGCGUGACAAAAACGACAGAAUCCAUCUGAUUAAAUCAGCUCUGGCUCGUCUGACUCCAACACACUUCCAGUUGUUGAAAUAUAUAUUUGCUCAUUUACGCCGAGUUUCCGAGAACAGUCGAAGGAAUAAAAUGGACGUGAACAAUCUGACCUUGUGUUUGUGGCCCACAUUGUGCCCGAUUGAAUUCCCCAACGAUCUGGCGCGCUUUGAGAGCGUUCGCAUGGAAGUAUCGGAAAUCCUGUCGACCAUGAUCAGUAGUUAUGACAAGAUUUUUGAGCCGAAUUACGUCGCACUGCCCUUGACCAACGGGUCGCAACCGGUCUCGCCGCCCCCACAAAUCGGUACCCUUGCUCACGAGGCCGCCGAAGCGGCUCGCCAACGGGUGAAUCGCGCUAGUUUCAAUGGAACCGGCGGAAACGGCGUCCCGCUGACAUCCCCACAACGUCCCAUUCCCCCGCCGUUCCCAGCGGCCUCCUCAUCGUCCAAUGCGUCGUCUUCCUCGUCCCUCGAUGCUGGCAAAACGCCAGCGGGGACGGCAUUGAUGCAAGCGCCGGUCGUAUCUAGUCUUAAGAGUGUUCAGGUUUAAUCUGUGUUUUUUUGAUUUUUGUUUUUAUACCAAGUGGGAGGUUCAGCAUUCGGGAUGUGAAAUAGGGUUGUUUUUAUAUGAUUUUAUUUUACGGGUGUUUUGCUGAGAAGAAAGGGCUUUUACAAUAUCAGUAUUGAUUUUCUGUUAGUUCCUUUUUUACAAGUAUUGCAUUGGUCAUCCGUAUCAAUAAAAUUAUAACCGUGUUGGAAAAACCGUGAAUGUUGUAGUUUCUGGAGAUCCUGGACCUAAUUGCCAUGUUCAGGGCAUA
Paramacrobiotus metropolitanus is the source of this 6302-nucleotide messenger RNA. Its product is annotated as rho GTPase-activating protein 190-like. Bases 659 to 6034 code for a protein of 1791 amino acids. The record is from RefSeq and is a predicted model, not a curated record. The transcript is spliced from 23 exons. Lineage: Eukaryota; Metazoa; Tardigrada; Eutardigrada; Parachela; Macrobiotidae. Gene Ontology annotation, biological process: signal transduction.